AUGGCAGAAGCACACGCCGCGGUCGCAUUUUCUUUUACCGUCAGCUCGGAAGGAGUUUCCGUGGACAUCAACCGACAGGCUUUCCGAGAAUUGGAACUAUCCGGAACACGUGCGUUAAAGAAACGCAUAGCCCGAUUCAAGAAUUCAGUGUGCAAUCAAGUCUAUCCGUUUCACCCGUCCAGUUGGUUUUUCGUUGCUUUCGGCGUGUUCGCUGCAACCUAUUUGGGAUUGGACUACAAGAAAUCUCCAAUCCCCUAUAUUGAAGAGGCUUUGAAAAGCUACCUUGGAUGGACUGUCCACUAUCAUGUGCCAGCCUGCAUACUAUUCUCCUUGAUGCUCUGGUUUGGCGGGUCGCUAUUGAAUCAACUAAUUUUGCGUCUACUACUUAGCUACACCGGUUGGAUGUAUCUGCCUCGAGGCAAGAAAAGUUUAAAGAUAGCCAUCUGGUGGACUUUGUUAUCCGUGAAACACUUAUACUCCUCGAAAGAAUACGCGAAUCUCGUGCACGAGGCCCAGUUGUUCCGCAACGGUCUCGGACCGAAACUGCAGAUUUUUCUUUGGCUGAAAACAUGGAUAACAAGUAACUAUGUUACCGAUUGGUGGGAGGAGUAUGUGUAUCUGGCCGGUCGUGACCCCAUCAUGUCCAAUAGCAACUUUUACGGCCUAGAAUGGCAUCGAACACGUGACAUCAAACCAACACAAUCUGCCCGUGCCGCCCUGAUGACUUAUCUGUUGUUGCAAGUGCGAAGACGUGUAGUACGUGAAGAGCUCUCACAGGAGGCUUCUCAACAUCGCCGAUUCAAGUUGAUUCAUAUUGUGUGUCAGUUUGACCAUAUAGUUCACUCGGUAGCGGCUGAACCCUAUCCGGGAGAAGAAAAUUUGGCCGCAUUGACAGCGGGACCGAGGGAUUUGUGGGCUGUGGCCCGAUCAACUCACUUUACCACAGGCACAAAUCGUGUCUCGUUGGAUACAAUCGAAAAGGCCGCAUUCUUUGUCGCGCUGGAUGAUGAAGCGAAUUUCCCGGACCCGGAUAGUCCAGAUUAUUUGUCUUAUUUGGGCAAAACGUGUCUCACGGGCAAUUGUCACAAUCGGUGGUUUGACAAGUCGUUCUGUAUGAUCGUUCUCCCGAAUGCCAAGUGCGGAUUUAAUGCAGAACAUUCCUGGGCCGAUGCUCCGAUCAUAUCUCAUUUGCUGGAGAUGGCCUCAGUAGACGAAUGCCAAUGCAUCGAUAAUCAAACUCCGGGAAUGCAUUACACUAGAGACGGGAAAUGUGACGGCCAAGCGGAACUGAAAGUAAUACCUCGUCGUCUGGUUUGGGAAUUUCAACCAUCGUGCAUAGAAAUGAUUGAAUCAUCGCUGGCUGUGGCUCGAAAUCUGGCCGAUGCAAUCGAUCUGGUUGUCACACAGUUCACCGACUACGGUCGAUGCUUCAUCAAACGAGCUGGCUACUCCCCCGAUGCCUACAUUCAAAUGACUUUACAAGUGGCCUAUUUCAUGGAUCAGAAUACCUUUGCCCUAGUCUACGAAUCCUGUAUGACUCGCCUAUUUCGUGAAGGUCGCACGGAAACUGUGCGUUCGUGUACAGCCGAAUCGACGGAAUUUGUACGCGCUUUGCUGGACGAAAAACGCACCGUAAGUGUCUCGUUUGAGACCGACAUACCGUUUACUAAUCAAUCCAAUCUUUCUCUCGGUCUUGCUUUGUUCCCUUUGUCACACGCACACACCCACGUGAUGGGUAAUCAGGUUGAGGAACGGGCAAGACUAUUUCGAAUUGCAACCGAUCGUCACCAGAAUCUGACUCGUGAUGCCAUCUCGGGUAAGGGUGUGGAUCGACAUCUGUUCGCACUGUACAUCGUGUCAAAAUUCUUCAGUAUGGAGAGUCCGUUCCUGAAACAGAUUCUGAGCGCACCAUGGCGUUUAUCCACCAGCCAGACUCCAACCAAUCAGACCUCAAAAAUGACACUUCCUCCUGAUCACCCGGACUCAAAUCGCGUCUACGGUGGUGGUUUUGGCCCAGUGGAUAAGGAAGGCUACGGAGUGUCCUACAUGUUUUCCAUGGAAAAUGCUCUAAUUAUUCACAUUUCAUCCAGGCACGACUGUUCAACAACGACUCGUGAGACAUAG
Molecule: messenger RNA, 2124 nt
Organism: Echinostoma caproni
Lineage: Eukaryota; Metazoa; Platyhelminthes; Trematoda; Plagiorchiida; Echinostomatidae
Source: the annotation of a GenBank genome assembly